Messenger RNA from Nilaparvata lugens (brown planthopper), 5705 nucleotides. RefSeq names its product homeobox protein araucan (gene mirr). The record is from RefSeq and is a predicted model, not a curated record. Bases 2235 to 3587 code for a protein of 450 amino acids. The transcript has 6 exons. Gene Ontology annotation, molecular function: RNA polymerase II cis-regulatory region sequence-specific DNA binding; DNA-binding transcription factor activity, RNA polymerase II-specific. Gene Ontology annotation, biological process: regulation of transcription by RNA polymerase II; cell development; neuron differentiation. Gene Ontology annotation, cellular component: nucleus. NCBI's taxonomy places the organism in Eukaryota, Metazoa, Arthropoda, Insecta, Hemiptera, Delphacidae.
CGGUAGUAGAAGUCUGACUAGUCACACGUUUGUUACGGCUUUAGACACAACUGCGCGUUCCGCGUUCAAAACCGCAGCCGAGAAAACAAUCCCCCCUCACUCCGAGAUCGUUUACGUGUGUGUUAUCAUCACCCCCACCACACGACACACUGUCCAUCACUACACACACACACGCGAGACGCGGAGAAAAAAUGAUCGCGGUGUUUAGUGAGUUGAGUUGACGCGGCGCGUUUGAUCCCUGGUGUGUGGGACGUUUGAAAUCGGCAGUUGACUACCGCUUGUUGUAAACAGCACUUAACCUACCGCGUUCGUUCGACUCCCAGUUACCUAGGAGAUCCUCUUGUGUUUUUCAACUACUGUUGUUACACUUGUAGUUACACUCUUCCAAGACAAAAACAGUUAGUUACACUCAGUUUGUUGUUACAAGACUAUCAUCAAACACAGGUUUUCGUGAAUUUGUGAUCAUCUGUGGAGAACUCUGCUAAUUUACAAAAAGUUUCAUCUGAUUUUGUGAUCAUCUUCGAGAAACUCUGUUGAUCUUCAAAAAGUUUCAUCUGACAUUGUGAUUGUCUUCAGAAAACUCUGUUAAUCUUCAAAAAGUUUCAUCUGAUUCUGUGAUCAUCUUCAAGAACUCUACCGAUCUUCAAAAUUAGUUACUCUGUGUUCAUCCUCUAGAACUAUACAAGUUACUGAUCUUCUUGAGAACAUCCUCACGAUCAAUCCACUGAACUUGAUACUGAUUUUGUGAUCAUCUUCAAGAACUCUAUUAAUCUUCAAAUAUUUUUUUGUGUUUCUUUUCUACAACUGAACACCCAGUUACUGAUGUUUUUGAGGACAUCUUCACGAUCAAUCUACUGAACUGGGUACUGAUUUUGUGGUCAUCUUCACCAAAACUCUACCAAUCUUCAAAAAGUUCACUUGUGUUUAUUCUCUACAACUGAGCACCCAGUUACUGCUAUUCUUGAAAGUAUCUCCACGAUUAAUCCACUAAACUAGGUACCUCUGUGAUCGUUCAAACUUUACCUUGUGUUCAUCAUCUUCUUCAAAAGCUCAAGUUAAUCUUUGAGUUAUCUUCUGAAAGUGUGAUCACUGUGCUACACGGAACUACCUCUACACUGUGACUGUAGUUCCUGAAUUUCUGUGACUGUACGGAUUUCUCCUAGUGUUUUGUUAUUUAUAACUUGGAACUUUAAAUCCUCACAUAGUGUUCAACCAUCUCCACAGAGACUACAUAGUUUAUGAAGUGGCACUUCUGAGAUUGUUUCGAGAACCUACAACCUCUUCAACAUUUGAUAGCCUACAAGGUACAGCUUUGGAGUUGAUCAUCUCCCUUCCCUAAAUUGUGUAGCUAAUAAAUAGAAAACUGAGGAACAUUGUUUUUAGUCGUGUGAGAUGUCUCUGCUGGAAAGAACAGUGCAUCAGAUCUAGUCUCCAAAUUCUAACCUCAAUUAUAAGAACUUUAUAAAGAUCUCAAUCUGCCUGGUGUAUGAUAUUUUAGAAGUUUCUGUUAUUUAUUUCAAAGAGUAGAACAUUCGUAUUCUCGUGAUAAUUUAGAUGGAAAAUAAUUGUGCAAAUCUCUAAAUGAUGACACUUUUUUGAUGGACAUAAUAGUCUAGUCCCAUCACUGUCAUAUACACCUUGUUGUAGAGAAACAGAUUGACUCACAAACAAUAAAUUUCGAAAGUUUCUUCACUCCUCAAAAUGUCCAAAUUUAGGUUAUUGUAUAACUCUGGUAAAUUGUUGUGUUGAUCACAAUGAUUGACUCUUUCUAGUCUCAACAUCAUCAUCGUAAAAAUUUGUGUACUAUUCUAGAACAUAAUUCAUCGUCUCUACGAACUAUCAAGCACCUUAGUGUUGUGAAAUCCUACGAACACUACAACAUAAUCUCCAACGUGUUCCUGAGACAGUAUUCUUCAUAUUAUUAUAUACAUAGUGACAUUUUCUGUGCAAUUUUCGACAAUUCAUCAUCUCUCCGAACUUUGAAACACUUCAGUUGUGAACUUCAACGAACUCUAAGUCUCCUCCAACGUGUUCCUGAGUUACAACAUCGUGUAAAAUCUUUGGAAACUCGAGGUAUUUCGAGGUGGAAUUGUGAAGAAUUUCUUGUUUGACACUGUCAAUGUGCGGCGAUGAUGUGUAGUAUGACUGUGCAUUAUAUUUUGGUGGAAUUUAGUCGGUGAAGUUAGUGGAUUUGGACUAAGUCAUCAACCAGUGACAGACUGGCGUUGACUGCAAUGUCCGCCUUCCCGCCGUUUAGAGGCUCGCCGUCUAGCCAGUCAAGCGCCGCCCCCGCUAGCCCGCCCGGCAGCAUCCGACCACCCCCAAGCUCCCCGGGCUCUCCCAGUCCGCCUUCAGGGGGCCCCCCUCUGCCACCCACCCCCGGGGGCGGAGGACCCCCCCGCUGCUGCGACACCGGCCGGCCCCUCUUCGACCCCCUGACGGGGCAGACCAUCUGCUCCUGCCAGUACGACCUCCUCGGCUACCAGAGGCUGGCAGCCUCCAGUGCUGCCGCUCUCCCUGGCCUAGGGAUGUACAGCGCCCCCUACCACGAAGGCAUGGCCGCCUACCUACCUGGUCUAGGAGCUGAGCAGAGUCCGUUCUACGCGUCGCCUGCUGGCCUAGAACUGAAAGAAAACCUAGCAGGAGGGGCGGCGUGGCCCUACCCCUCAGUUUACCACCACUACGAUACCACCUUCGCCGGAUAUCCAUUCAAUGGAUACGGCAUCGACCUAAACGGCGCGCGUCGGAAAAACGCGACGCGGGAAACAACGUCAACCCUUAAGGCGUGGCUGAACGAGCACAAGAAGAACCCCUACCCGACCAAGGGCGAGAAGAUCAUGUUGGCCAUCAUCACCAAGAUGACCCUCACCCAGGUCUCCACCUGGUUCGCCAACGCCCGCAGGAGGCUCAAGAAGGAGAACAAGAUGACCUGGGAGCCAAGGAAUAGAGUGGAAGACGAGGAUAACAACAACGAUGAUAAUAGCGGGAGGAAGAGCGCGGAUCCUAAGGAUAAUUUAGACUCGAAAGACAGCGGCACGGGCAGCAGUGAAGACGGCGACCGCCCCUCGUCACGGCGCGGCCUCGACCUCGGGGGCGGCGGAGGUGGCCCAGGGGGCGGAGGCAGCGAAUGGAGCAGUGGAUCCCGACCCGAGUCACCCGAAUGCCUCCAGCACUUCCUGCACCACCACCCCGCCUACCCGGUCCCCACCGCCCCCGGGGGAAGCAGUGGCAUCGUCAAGCCCCGCAUCUGGUCGCUGGCCGAUAUGGCAGCCAGUAAAGACACCGACAGGAGUCAAGUAGUGGCCGCCAAUAGACUGGUGUCACCUCUCCUACAUCCCGGAUACUACAGAGGGUUCUACCAUCCGUUGCCGCCUGGCCAGGAGCAGAUAUUGUUUCCAGGCGCACCAACCUCAGUAGCCGCAGUGGUAGCAGCCGCAGCUGCAGCCGGCGUCCAAUCACAACACAGCGUCGCGACGCCACUCGGUCUCAACGUAGCAACGGGAGCGUCGUCAUCUUCAUCAUCCUCGUCAACGGAACGCGAAACCGCCAAGACCGCUUCAACCGCCGCGUCGGAGCAUCGCGCCUGACAGCUGGUCACUGUGCCGCGAUAAACGUUAGUCGAUAAUCGAAGUCGAUAGUUCGAUGGUCGAUGGACAAUACACGGGCAAUCGAUAUUCGGAAGUUGAUAGUUCGAUAGUCGAAGGACAAUUAACGGGCAAUCGAUAGUCAGGAGUCGACAAUUGAUAGUUAAGGGACAAUUAACGGUCCAUAUAUAAGUUCGAUAGCCGAUGGACAAUUAACGGGCAAUCGAUAGUCAAAAGUCGAUAAUCGAUAGUCGAUAGACAGUUAACGGACAAUCGAUAAGUUGUGUAAUUGAUACGAGGUGCAAAGUUAUGAGUGUUUGUGUGAACAUCAUUGAACGAAGAUGAUUCAAGAACUAGUCGCUGUGUCGUGGUGAACUGUGAUCGAUAAUCAGACGAUCGAUAGACGGACAUUUAAGAGAGUCGAUAUGAUCGAUACACAAUCAACGUGCAAUCAUUGUUAGGAAGUCGAUUGACAAUGAUCGAGUGACUGGUGUGAAAACUUUCAUUGACAUGAAACUAGUGAGAAAAUUUUCAUUGACUAGUGAAGAUUAUUCAAGAAUAAUAGACCCUGUGUCGCGGAGAACUAUUCAGAACUCGAUAGUUGAAAGUUGAUAGUCGACGGACAAUGAAUCGAUAGUUGGUGUGAUCGGUACAUUGUGGACUGUUUUUGAGUGUUUGCAUAUCCAGUGUGGGAUCUCCUUUUAACGCGAAGUGAAGUAGGAACUGAUUUGGACCAGUAUUUUCUAAAGUAGUAAUCGGUUUAUCUUUUAUUUACAGUCAAAGUCGAUAAAUCGUUACUCAAUGCAGGAUAAAUUGAUGGUAAAAAUCGGUUGAACUAUUCUUGAUGGACAGUCUAUGAUGGAUUGCGUCUAGUAUGAAAUUGGUUUCCGACGAUUGGAGGAUGAUCAAAAACUGUUAGUUGAUGAAUUAUGAAUGCUGUACAUUCAUCAAUUUAUUAGUCAGAUAUUGAUAUUCGAUUAAGGCUUACAGCCUUCAAGUGUUAGUGAAUCUGGUAUGAUACUGCCUUGACAUUGAAAUAUCAAAAAACAAUGAGGGUAUUGUUGGGUCCAUCGUAUCAUGUUGAGGAUUUCUUGUGAACUACAUCGAUAUUUGAUUUGUGCGGUCUAUUUAUUGGUAGGCUCACUUGAAAAUCUGUUCUCAAAUCUCGACAAUAUGAACUAACUGUAGUACUCAAUCUAUUGAAAUUCCAAAUCAGAAAAAGUAAAAUUGUGCUUGGAAAACGACGAGUAUCGGGUAUCUUCAGGAGUCGACAGUUGAGUGAUCGAUACUUGUGAGUCGAUAAGUAGGCCUAUAGAGACCUAAUGUGGAAAAUCGAGAAUUAUCAGUUCUCACCUUAUCUACAGAUAAUCCACUCACAAUAGGCCCUAUCAAUAUUUGUGGACUCGGGAACUGACAUUACAUUAAGUGAUAUUUGAAAGCGAUUUUGAACUGUUAUUCAUGUGUAACUUGAAUUAAAUUAUAGACAUUUGUAAUUAUUUGAGAACAGAAAUGUUCUGCAAUUUAUUGCGAACAAUCAAAAUCAAACAAGUAAAAUCACCGAUAGGCUAUAGAUACGGUAAAUGGUGCAAUACGGGUUCUUAAAAUCAGAAUUUGAUGAGAAUAUGUAAAUUCAAUGAUUAGUGAAACCACAAAAACAUGAAAAACUUCUAGCAGGGGAUUUUAAUAACAUAAAUUUCUGAGAAUAUUCAAUAAAAUUGGUGUGAAUGAUGUUGAGAAUAUGACCAAUUUUAUGAGAUCGUAAAAUUGAUGAUUCAGGUGGAAAAAUAUUACAGAUUUAUCAGGAAAUGAAUUCUUCUUGUAUUUUACUCAUAGUACAGACUCCUCAGGUUUUGAUAAAUCCAAGUAUUAUCUUUGUAAUAAAUCUUUCAAAUCAUGAAACAUAAGAUGUCAUAGAGAACAUUGUUCGAAAAAAAAAUUCAAUCUCAAUAUUACAGUUUUCAACAUUCAGGCUAUGAAUCAUUUUUAUAAUGAAGGAUACAAAGACAAACUCUUUGAGAUAUAUAGGCUACCAUUCUACGCAAACGUGACGUCGUAAAUCGAAAAAUAUAGGACAUAAACUUGUACCAAAUUUUUAGAGAAUAAGAAAAUUAACACUUUUUU